CUUAAAUACCUAUUAUGGAUAAAGACCUAGAACAAGUAAUUGAAGAAGCCAAGGCAGUAGACCAAGAAGAAAUAGAAGAGGAAAAAGAAGGGGAAGAACCGGAGAUUGAUGAAGAAGAAAGAAAGGCUUUGGAGUUAAAUGAGAAAUUAGAGAUGAUGGCGACCAAGUUGAUCCCGAAAAAGUAUAGUGCGAAGACCACUUUUCAAGUGGGUUCUGAGGAGAAGGUGAAGGAAGUAUUUUCAGCUGAAUUUGGGUUUGAUGACAAAUAUUUAGCUGUAGCUCUAGGAGAUGCUACUAUAUGAAUAUAUAACCUUGUCAACAAUAAAUUAGCCCAAUCAAUAUCCUAUGUUCCAUCUGACUCAAAUGAUGUAGCUAGAGCAAUGUGUGUAAAGUGGCUUAACAAUGCAAUUAUCUGAGCAUUCUCUGAUGGAGUAGUUAAUGAAUAUUCCUGACCAGUUGGCAAACUCGUUUCAUCAGUCACAGAGGAAAACAACCAGACUUUUGUAUUAGACGUUGAUCCUUAUAACGAAAAGUUCUGCACUGGUGGAAAGGAUUAUCGAGUCAGAGUCUACGAUGCUGAGACCAAAGAAUGUCUCUUAAAAAUGAUCCCCGUUGAUUCCAAAGAGCCAGGACAUGCUCAAAGAAUCUUUGCAAUGACUUAUAAAAGAGAUGACCCCAAUGUUGUAAUCACUGGUGGGUGGGACAAGACACUCCAAAUUCAUGAUAUUAGGAGAGGAGGGCCAGUAGGAUACAUAUUCGGUCCUGACCUAUCAAGCAAUUCCAUAGAUAUCUACGAUAAUACAAUUGCCACAGGAAGCUAUAGAGGUCGGAAUCCUCUUCAAAUAUGGGACCUUAGGAAGAAAGACCUAAUUUCUAAUAUUGAAUGGGACUAUUCUGGUGAAGCCAGCGAAAACUCAUUCCUUAACUGUGCUGCAUUCACUCAUAAUGGAGAAGUAAUUAUCGCAGGUGGGAAAGGAGAAGAAAUCAAAUACUUUGACCUUGACAAAGAGGAAGAUGUUUCCAGUUACUCUCUGUUUGGAAAACAAUCAGGAUUUGACAACAGCAUUCUUUGAUGCGCAUUUGCCAAGACUAACAAUAAUUAUGUAGUGGGUACUGCUGAUGGAACUAUCAAGAUUUUUAAUUAGAAGCAUCU
Moneuplotes crassus is the source of this 1153-nucleotide messenger RNA. The record is from the annotation of a GenBank genome assembly. NCBI's taxonomy places the organism in Eukaryota, Ciliophora, Spirotrichea, Euplotida, Euplotidae.